CCGCCCGCGGCAGCCUGUGGCCUCUUCCCCCGUCGCUCCAGGUCGGUUUUUCCCGGCGACUCUAGGGUGACUUUCAAACUCCCGGGCUCCGGGGACACCUCGGAAUUUGCCCCCGCUUCCCGCUCGCUCCCCUCGGGCCCCGGAGCGUCGCGAGCGCCCCAGGGGUCGCCCCAGGAGGGCGCUCGGGACCGCGGGCAGCGCAGCCUGCAAGCAGGGGGACGCCGGCGGCAGCGACGAUGAAGCCGUCGUGGCUGCAGUGUCGCAAAGUCACCAGCGCCGGGGGACUCGGGGGGCCCCUGCCCGCGUCCUCUCCAGCUCGGGGAGCCGGCCUGGCCCGCAGAGCGUUCGUGGCCCCCGGCCCGCGGGGAGCUCUCGCGGGCCGGGGCUGCCGGGUGCUGUCCUCGAGCUGCGGCGAGUACAAGCGCCACUUCGCGGCCUCGGUGGCCGACCCCGAGAGGUUCUGGGGCAAAGCCGCGGAGCAGAUUAGCUGGUACAAGCCGUGGACCAAAACGCUGGAGAACAGACAUUCGUCUUCCACCAGUUGGUUUGUGGAAGGGAUGCUGAACAUGUGCUACAAUGCCAUCGACCGUCAUAUCGAAGGUGGGAAGGGAGACAAGGUCGCCAUCAUUUACGACAGUCCCGUCACAGACACCAAAGCCACCAUUACCUAUAAAGAAGUCCUGGAGCAGGUCUCCAGGCUGGCUGGCGUUCUGGUCAAGCAUGGUGUCAGCAAGGGGGACACUGUGGUCAUCUACAUGCCCAUGAUCCCUCAGGCAAUGUACACCAUGCUGGCGUGUGCCAGGAUAGGCGCCAUCCACAGCCUCAUAUUUGGGGGAUUCGCGUCCAAAGAACUAAGCAGCCGCAUUGAUCAUGCAAAGCCCAAGUUGGUUGUUACAGCGUCAUUUGGCAUUGAACCUGGAAGGAAGGUAGAAUACAUGCCACUUCUAGAAGAAGCGAUGAGAAUAGGACAACACAAGCCAGACAAAGUUCUCAUUUAUAAUCGUCCAAAUAUGGAGCCGGUUCCCUUGGCUUCAGGGCGUGACCUUGAUUGGGAUGAAGAGAUGGCAAAAGCACAGUCUCAAGAUUGUGUUCCUGUUCUUUCUGAACAUCCACUGUAUAUUCUGUACACAUCUGGAACGACAGGGUUGCCAAAGGGUGUGGUGCGGCCCACUGGGGGAUAUGCUGUGAUGCUGAACUGGACAAUGUCUUCUAUCUAUGGGCUCAAACCUGGAGAGGUGUGGUGGGCAGCUUCUGACUUAGGCUGGGUUGUCGGACAUUCCUAUAUCUGUUAUGGACCUCUUAUACAUGGGAACACAACGGUUUUAUAUGAGGGGAAGCCUGUGGGGACACCGGAUGCUGGUGCUUAUUUCCGAGUGCUCGCAGAGCACGGAGUGGCUGCCUUGUUUACAGCGCCGACCGCAAUUAGAGCAAUCCGUCAACAGGACCCCGGGGCCGCCUUGGGGAAGCAGUACUCUUUGACAAGGUUCAAAACAUUAUUUGUGGCCGGAGAACGAUGUGACGUGGAGACCCUGGAGUGGUCCAAAAAGGUCUUCCGAGUCCCUGUCCUAGACCACUGGUGGCAAACUGAGACUGGAUCCCCAAUUACAGCAUCCUGCAUUGGAUUAGGUAACUCUAAAACGCCUCCUCCAGGGCAAGCAGGAAAAAGUGUUCCAGGAUACAACGUUAUGAUUUUGGAUGACAACAUGCAAAAACUGAAGGCGCGGUGUUUAGGAAAUAUCGUGGUAAAGUUGCCAUUACCACCUGGAGCGUUUUCAGGACUCUGGAAGAAUCAGGAAGCAUUCAAGCAUUUAUACUUUGAAAAAUUUCCUGGGUACUAUGACACCAUGGAUGCUGGUUACAUGGAUGAAGAAGGCUAUGUGUAUGUUAUGUCUCGUGUUGACGACGUGAUAAAUGUUGCGGGUCACAGGAUUUCUGCAGGUGCCAUUGAAGAGUCUCUCCUUUCCCAUGGCACCGUGGCGGACUGUGCUGUCGUGGGCAAGGAGGAUCCUCUGAAAGGCCAUGUGCCACUAGCCCUCUGCGUGUUGAGAAAAGACAUAAACAUAACGGAGGGACAAGUUUUAGAAGAAAUUGUGCAACACGUCAGACAGAGCAUUGGCCCCGUGGCUGCUUUUCGGAAAGCUGUGUUUGUUCAACAGUUACCCAAAACCCGAUCUGGCAAAAUUCCCCGCGCCGCCCUGUCCGCCCUCGUCAACGGCAAGCCGUACAAGGUGACCCCUACGAUCGAAGACCCCAGCAUUUUUGGGCACAUAGAAGAAGUGCUGAAACAGGCAUUGUGACCUUUUGUUUCUCCUUUUUUUGAAUCCCGUUUCUAAUUGGAGCCAAGUUUUGGAAUUCUUUCCCAGAGAUAAUUGACAUGCAGACUGAAAUGUGAAUCGUAGAGACCUGUGCCUUCUGCUUCAUCAGCCCAAUUAGCACUCUUACCCGUUGCUGCUAGGGUAUCUCAUUAUGGGUUUGCCAGCACUUCAAUUUAAGAAAAAUAUAUCUAAGGCAUGAUUUUUCAAACUGGUACCCACUAAAAAAGAAAAAACAAAACCACUUUGACUGAAAGUGACACUAAUAUCAAGCCACUUCCUUAAAGGAGGGCUCUGCAGCUUUGACCCCAAACCUAAAACCCAAGUUGACAUCAGAAAAUAGUUACCCCUUUCUUGUAGAAAUUCUGAGUAUUUUCUAAUAUUCUUGAGAUGCCCACAUGCUUGGUUAUUUUAAAUGAAAGAGCUGUGAUACAGAGUUUUAGGUUAUCAUCUGGACAUGCUUUUCUUGGUAGGAGAAUCCGUCUGGUUAUCAGUCCCCUUCCUGAGGGGAGGGCUGGGUAGCGGGUAUAGUGCCUGGUGCUCAGUCAAGGGAAAGAGACCCAGAGGCGGGUUCAUCCUCUUUCUUCGUCAUGGAGAUGAAGGCUCUUUGGAGCCCCUCCUCCUAUCGGGUUCUUAGUUGUCUGUGUACUUCUGAGUGAUUCAGCUUCUUUUGGAGAAAAGGAAAUGAUGUAGCAAUGGGUAAACUGGCAGGGAAAGCGCUUAGGAAGAAAUGUAAACAUUUUUUACAUUAUGUUCACAACCAGGAGGAGUUUUAAGAGAAACGCCAAAUCCAUAUGUUAUGUGAGGUCUCUCAUUUUUAAAUAACUAACUCACUAAAAAACUCACAUCCAAAAAGAAAAAGAAAGUAAAGUAAAGGAGUUCCCGUCAUGGCUCAGUGGUUAACAAACCCGACUGGUACCCAUGAGGAUGCGGGUUCCAUCCCUGGCCUUGCUCAGUCGGUUGAGGAUAUGGUGUUGCCUCGAGCUGUGGCGUAGGUUGCAGACGCGGCUCGGAUCUGGCAUUGCUGUGGCUGUGGUGUAGGCUGGUGACUGUAGUUCUAAUUCACCCCUAGCCUGGGAACCUCCAUGUGCUGUGAGUGCGGCCCUAAGAAGACAAAAAAAAAACCCCCAAAAAUAUCACGUCCAAAGCACAUCUUUCUAUUU
Molecule: messenger RNA, 3475 nt
Organism: Phacochoerus africanus (Common warthog)
Lineage: Eukaryota; Metazoa; Chordata; Mammalia; Artiodactyla; Suidae
Gene: ACSS3
Product: acyl-CoA synthetase short chain family member 3
Exons: 16
Coding region: 237-2297 (686 amino acids)
Source: RefSeq, a predicted model, not a curated record